Messenger RNA from Cuculus canorus (common cuckoo), 2534 nucleotides. RefSeq names its product stearoyl-CoA desaturase 5 (gene SCD5). Bases 116 to 1027 code for a protein of 303 amino acids. NCBI's taxonomy places the organism in Eukaryota, Metazoa, Chordata, Aves, Cuculiformes, Cuculidae. Gene Ontology annotation, molecular function: oxidoreductase activity, acting on paired donors, with oxidation of a pair of donors resulting in the reduction of molecular oxygen to two molecules of water. Gene Ontology annotation, biological process: lipid metabolic process. The record is from RefSeq and is a predicted model, not a curated record. The transcript is spliced from 5 exons.
GCGCGCGGCCCCGCCCCGCGCGGUACGGCGCGGGCGCUGCGCGACGCCGCGGCCCUGCCGACCCCGAGCCGCCCGCCGGCCGCGCUGCGCAGAGGGUCCUGCCGCCCCUGGAGACAUGACCGGGCUGCGGCGGGCGGUGGGCGGCGAGGCGGGCCGCGGGCAGGCCAUCGUCUGGCGCAACGUGGUGCUGAUGGCGCUGCUGCACCUGGGCGCCGUCUACGCGCUCAGCCUGGUGCCGCGGGCGCAGCUCCUCACCCUGCUCUGGGCAUUUUUCUGUUUCUUGAUGACAGCCCUGGGUGUGACAGCUGGUGCACAUCGCCUGUGGAGCCACCGUUCCUAUAAAGCCAAGUUGCCUUUGCGGAUCUUUCUUGCUGCAGCUAACUCUAUGGCUUUCCAGAAUGACAUCUAUGAAUGGAGCAGAGACCACCGUGUGCAUCACAAGUACUCGGAAACAGAUGCAGACCCCCAUAAUGCCCGCCGUGGCUUCUUCUUUGCCCAUAUUGGCUGGCUAUUCAUGCGCAAGCACCGGGAUGUCAUAGAGAAGGGGAGGAAACUGGAUUUCACUGACCUGCUGGACGACCCCGUUGUCAGAUUCCAAAGAAAGUAUUACAAGAGUUCAGUUGUGCUGAUGUGCUUUGUGAUCCCUACCUUUGUGCCGUGGUACCUCUGGGGUGAGAGUCUAUGGAAUGCCUACUUCCUUGCCUCCAUCCUUCGGUAUACCAUCUCCCUCAAUGUCACCUGGCUGGUCAACAGUGCUGCUCACAUGUAUGGCAACCGCCCUUAUGACAAGUGCAUCAACCCCAGGCAGAACACCUUUGUCACUCUGGGAGCCAUUGGUGAGGGUUUCCACAACUACCACCACACUUUCCCAUUUGACUACUCAGCCAGCGAACUGGGCCUGAAGUUCAACCCCACCACCUGGUUCAUUGACUUCAUGUUUUGGCUGGGGUUGGUCACUGACCGCAAGCAGGCACCGAAGGAGAUGAUUCAGGCUCGCAAGGAAAGGUCUGGAGAUGGUAGUGCCUGAAAAAUAAUGCUUCACUGUGCCAGUGCAGUUGUGUGUGGGGCUGGGGUGUGUGCGCACCCUCAUGCCUGUGAUGGAUUUAUUUUCUUCUGGGUAAAAUUAUUUUUUUCAGAUGAGUUGGGCCAAAGUAAUUCUCUCGAGACAGAUUCGGCCCCAGUUUUUUUCCUUAUUAGCAGUCUUAUACCCAUACUUCAGAAUAUUAAGUGUAGAAAUGUUAUAUAUUAUUUAAUAUUAUAGUUAAGCUGGAGAGAGAUUUGAUUUUAGUCACUAGUCCAUGUCUGAAUUACGUUAUAAUUUACUUGUUCAUGGUAAACAUUGGCAAGCUAGAGGAACUAAUUAUCCUUUCCAAGUGCAGUUAGGAGAGUUUUUUUGUUUCUACUAUUGAUUAAAUAGCUUUUAAUUAAUAGCAUACCUCUCUGAGGGUAAGUGACAGGGCCCAGCAUGCUGUUUCAACUACAGACUAAUAGAAAGGACAGUAACAGCACCAAUAAAAAGCAGGAUGUCCAAGGGGAAAAAUCAGCCUAAAUGUAGGUAGACGUUAGUUUCAAAACUUGUUUUCUUCUUUUUGUUAGCCCCAUUAGCCAGCCCAGUGUGCUUCUGCUGUCCUUGCUAAUUACAAAAAAAAAAAAAAAAAAAAAGGAAACAAAACCAAAAAAAAUUGCUGAGCAGGCUUUUGUGUUGAAGAUAUACAGGCGGAAUUACCAUCUGAUGCUAUAGAAUCAUAGAAUCACUAGGUUGGAAAGGACCUACUGGAUCAUCGAGUCCAACCAUUCCUAACACUCCCUAAACCAUGCCCCUCAGCACCUCAUCCACCCAUCCCUUAAACACCUCCAGGGAAGGUGACUCAACCACCUCCCUGGGCAGCCUGUUCCCAUGAGAUUAUGUUGAGAUUAUUCCUCUGUUGUCACAUAUGCAUUGCAGUUUCUAAAGGUAUAGAGCUUAACUGUGUCAUAAGCCAAAUAAAGCUUUAGUUUCAAUGUUUUGGAGACUUAAGUUAUACUCUAAUUGGUUGUGGACAUUGAUGCAUGCAUAUUUUAUCUCUUUUUGCACAAGGGGCCUCUUAAUUUCUCUUUCUGCUUUUGACUAGCAGAUCUUGGGAAACUGACCUUUAGUGAGAGUCUCUACUAAUAUUUCAGCUGCAUGCAACAUCCAUUGGAUUCUGAGCAAAAUAUAAAGACAUUUAUUUAGCUUCUGAAUUUUAAUAGUUGCCUAAAAAAAAAAAAAAAAAGGCAUGUGGCAUUAAUGGGACAUAUAGCACUUUGUUAGAUGUUAGCCAAUGCAGGAGAAAGGCUUUGUACUGUCAGUACUGGAGCAUUUGUGAAGAUAGAGAGCAUGAUUUUCAUUUAUCAAGAAGGUUACUGCAUUGCCCCUCAGAGAGAGAGUGCAUGUUUCCCAGCUGUGUGCUGCCAUGCCCUGGGAAAUGCAAGGAUCUUGUGAUAACUAAGACUCAGUCCCAGAUAUUUUCAAGAAAGAUGUAGAACUGGAAAAAAAAGCAAAUAAAAUGUUUUUU